GUCGGGAUAACAAUUGAUAAAUGAUAAGAGGUUUGCCGUUAAUUGAUUUUGCCCUUGUGAUACGAGUCUUAGUCUUAUGUUUUUUUAAAUUUUUAUGAAUUAUUAUUAUAAUAAUGUUUGAGGUAUAAAAUGUAAAAAUCGAGGAAUAUUUCUUUGUCAUUUGAUUUAUCACAGAAAUAAUACGCAAAUUCCUAAUCACCUAUAGUAAACAACGCUACGUGAGUUUUUCCUGUUAACCAUAACAGAUAAUUGUAAUAAAUCACGCCACGCGCGUGAACCAAACAAUUUGUGUUGAAAUUCUUUGGUGUGCCCUAUCCAAAGUACAUAUUAGCCAUAACUGGCUCGGAAGCAACAACAACUAGACACGCCGAAGCCUAGUCAAUUGACUCCCCGCAGAGGAUCAACACCUCCAGUCAUCGAAAAGAAAUAAUGAGUGACCAAGAACAAGCCAGCAAGUGGCAGAAGGUGGCAGACCUCAUCGGUCAGCUUGGGUUACUGUCCAAAGAACCAAGACAACUACUAACCGACUGUGUUGACCGGAUGACGACACAUCAGCUGUUACAGGACCCUGUACAUGCUGCAAUCUACUACCGGGGCUGGGAUGACCGCACCACCGACAUCCAGCAGAUGUUGAGGACCCAGCCAUCAACCAGACCACUACAGCCGCACCCGCCAAAGCCAGUCAACCAACCAAUCCAAACUGUGACGUCCGUAACGCCCAGGGAGCCGACAACGGUAUUCGGACUGUCAGGGACAGCCCCACCACCGAUGGUGAGGAAGAAGAUGAAGGCACAGCUAGCGCGUCAAAAACGCAGGUUCCAGCAAAUAAAAAAGAAGAUAAAUGCUAGGAUGCUUAUCACCAGCCAGCAAUCGUAGCUAGCAAAGCUCCCUAAACCGACUUAGGAUUCAUAUAUUUGUACAAAAUGUCAAGAAUCUGAAUAAAUUUUAGCAUCAUGAUAAAUAUUAUACUCUAUAAUUGGUAAAUUAGUAUACAUUUUAUUAGAUUUAUCUUCAUUUAAUUCUGGUGUAAUUGUUUCAUUUAAUCUCUGUUGAUAAUAUUAAAAAUUUAGCUAAGCAUCAAAACACUAAAAAAAAAUAAAUUAUUUUGUAAUAUGGUAAUACCUACUUACCAUGUGAGAAUAAGUUUUAUUUUUCUUGUAAUCGGAUUGAAAAAUUUAUAACCACUGUAUUUUAUCUUUUACUGGUUGCCGUGUACUUAACCUUAGCUAUUUUGACAUAACCACAAUACUGAGCAUCAUUAUUUGACAGAUGUAAAAGCUUAGCGAAUUCUUUUAAUUUUUGAUAUGUAUUAGUCAUGCUUAAAAUUUACCAAGUAAAAUACUAUUAUUUAAAAAAGUAUUUUUUCCAACUUUAAAUUCUACUGAGACAAUAAAAUGUAUUUUAGUGUAGGUGUAACUAUAAUCGCAUAUGUUUU
This is a messenger RNA of Rhopalosiphum padi (bird cherry-oat aphid), 1435 nucleotides long. RefSeq lists its product as uncharacterized. NCBI's taxonomy places the organism in Eukaryota, Metazoa, Arthropoda, Insecta, Hemiptera, Aphididae. The transcript has 2 exons. The record is from RefSeq and is a predicted model, not a curated record. Bases 430 to 876 code for a protein of 148 amino acids.